AUGGAGUUACGUGCUUCACUUGCUACGAUUCUGUUCAGAUGUUCAGUGUACAUAGAGAAAACUGGAAGAUGGUUGCUUGGAAAAUUUUGGUGGAUCAACUCGCCUGAUGAUAAGGGAAGAACUGCCCUUGCCGAAGCCAAAGAAGCUCAUGUCCCGUGGCUUGUAGAUUUGUUGUUGAACCCUUCUUCGAUCCAAAAGGAACCAUUUGAUUGGAUUACAGCAUGCGAGAGAGACGAGACAUCAGCUGUAAUUGCCUUCAUUGACAAUUGUCAUGAUCUUCAAAAGGUUUUCCGUGAACAAAAUGACACUCCUUUGCACCACAUAAAAUUGCCAACUUACAAAGAUUACAUGAACUUCUUGAAGAAUCCAUCAAUUGCAGAAAUUAAGAAUACAACAGAUCAUGGGGGUGCAACGCCUUUGCAUCGAGCACUAGAAAGGAAAGACAUACUUCUGGCUAAGACACUGCUCAAUGAUAAUGGGGUAGAGCGUAACAUAGAGGAUUAUCAUGAUACAACUGCCAUGGAUUUGCUUGCCAAGCUUUGCAAAGAAAAUGAAGAUUGGGCUAGGAUGUGCAAACAGAUCAAAGUAAAUCCAUACUUGAAAACAACAUAUAUUCAACCUGGGACGAAUCUGGAUCAAAUGCGAAACACUCUGUCUGUAGUUGCAGCUCUGUUGGCAACAAUCACAUUUGCAGCUGGAUUUACACUCCCUGGUGGCCUUAAUAAUGCAAAUGGAGAUGCCAUUUUAGCAAAGAAAGCUUCAUUUUUAGUAUUUUUACUAGCAGAUGCAUAUGCCAUGUGUGCAUCCAUGCUGGUCUUGUUCUGCUUGAUAUGGUCUAUGGUUUCUGAACGUGAUAUGUCAUAUUUAUUGGUUGAUCGCAGUGUGGUUAUACUCAUGCAAGCCCUAUAUGGCACGAUGGUGGCAUUUAUGACUGGUAUCUAUUCUGCCAUAGCUCGUAGCUCUUUGUGGGCAGCCAUAAUUAUCUUCGUCAUGUGUUCUUUCAUUGGAAUAUCAGCGAAUAGAACUGUUUUGCAUAAUGUACUUGCCAAGCUAAUUCCUGCGGCAAAUCAUGAUUGGAAAUAUCGGAUCCGGUUGCUUGAAGAGGGGAAAGCAUCUGUUGCUGCCCUUGCUGGAAACGAUGUCUCACAAAAAACCAAGUAG
Molecule: messenger RNA, 1161 nt
Organism: Chenopodium quinoa (quinoa)
Lineage: Eukaryota; Viridiplantae; Streptophyta; Magnoliopsida; Caryophyllales; Amaranthaceae
Product: protein ACCELERATED CELL DEATH 6-like
Exons: 5
Coding region: 1-1161 (386 amino acids)
Cellular component (GO): plasma membrane
Molecular function (GO): protein phosphatase 1 binding; protein phosphatase regulator activity
Source: RefSeq, a predicted model, not a curated record